AUGGCUCCCUUUGAAAUCUCUCAAUGCAGUGUCGUCGAUGGCGCAGCCCUAGCUGCCAACAGUAUCCCCGCUUUCUGGGCAGACCCGAACUGGGUCCUGGCCUGGCGCCAUCGGACCCUCGAGUAUCACAUUUCGCAGAUAGCCCUGCGCUUUCCGCGAAACCUGCUGAACAACCGGGAGGCCUUGCGACAUCAGAAAGCAGUGGAUCUAGAGACGGGCCGCAUACUCGGCUACGCACGAUGGCGCCUGCCAUCGUCUUAUGAGACCAACCCAGAUGAUAGCACACCGACAUGGCCUGAGGCUCAGGUCCCGGCGGUCGAGCCCGAGACGGAGACUGAGAUCCGGCGGAUUGCCGAAACCGUUGUUUGGGAUCCCAAUGGCGAUGACAACGAGUUGUCAGAUCGCGUGGACGCACUCAAGAAAGAAGUGACUCCAAAGACUCCGUAUAUCAGUCUGGAAUACCUUGCUGUGCAUCCGGAUAACCAGCGUAAAGGAGUAGGGACGGCAUUGGUGAAGAGCGGGAUGUACCAGGCGGACAAGAUGAAGUUAAGAAUUUUCGUCCACGCAUUGAGAGAAGGAGCUGAGCUCUAUAAACGAAUUGGUUUUCAGCUCAUAGCAGAGCUCAUCCAGGACGACUCUGCGUAUGGGGGCAGUGGGGAGUACGGUGCAUAUUUCUUCAUCUAUGAGCCUGGAUCGAGGGCUAGUUCUGCAUAA
Molecule: messenger RNA, 714 nt
Organism: Penicillium macrosclerotiorum
Lineage: Eukaryota; Fungi; Ascomycota; Eurotiomycetes; Eurotiales; Aspergillaceae
Product: GNAT family N-acetyltransferase
Exons: 2
Coding region: 1-714 (237 amino acids)
Molecular function (GO): acyltransferase activity, transferring groups other than amino-acyl groups
Source: RefSeq, a predicted model, not a curated record